AUGAACAACACUCUCGCAUGUGAUGCUUCCUCACCAAUGUUUCCAACCCUACACCAUGAGUGCACUCGCGUACCCGUGACGGCACUGGCUUCUUGCGGCGCUCUGCUCAUCGUCGCCGAAGGCCCCUUUCUACGUUUCCACCAUGCCAAGGACUCGCGGUACAUAUCCUCAAAACGCGUCUUCAAAGCCCAAGCCGUUCAUGGAAUACGUGUGUUUUCAGAAGAAAAUGCCCAUAUCAUUAAGCUAGUCAUCUGGGGUGGAAGACUUGUCCGCGCUCUUGAAAUCCAUCUCGCAGGCCAAAUUGGCGUACAAGGCUUGAGCUUGUGCUUUUCUAAUAUCGCAAAAGCUUCAGACUGGAUUCUCGAUCUUGCUCCUAGACCAAAAAGCUUGGAUGACGAUUCCCAAUAUCACAAAGCAGCCUGCAUUGCUGUCACUGCUCACAACGCACUAGUGCAGGUUGAAAUUGAACAAAGGAAGUCAGACACAACCCAGAAUACCAAUGGUCUUGAUGUCUCUGUGUUCGACCUUACCUCUAGUUCCCGAUCCAUCCUUUACUCGGCCCACCUUUUCUGGGAAGAUCUGGACCGCGUCCUCGUGGCCGCUGGCACAGCAUUUGGCGAGAUAAUAUACUGGUCAUGGUGCGAUAGUAUCCGCGAUGCUCCGGCUUCACGCAUACACCGCGUCUUUCUGGGUCAUGAGGGCUCGAUCUUUGGUGUUCAAAUCUCAAAAGAGCUGCCUACUGAAUGCUGCCAAAAACUGAGGCGGGUAGUAGCAAGUUGCAGCGACGACCGCACCAUCCGGAUAUGGGAUGUUUCAGAUGUGAUUACGAGUGCGACUACUUCGGAGGCUGAUGACAAUGACCUGGAAGUUCUAAGGACGCGUCAUACCGGCUUCACUAACGAGGCUUUCGACUCAGACGAGUUCAAUAGUUCAAGCUGUCUCGCGAUUGGAUGGGGACAUCUUUCGCGCGUUUGGUCAGUUCGGUUUCUCGAAGCAUCCCCAUGCAAUGGGUCAUUGCUGCUCCAAUCUGCCGGUGAAGAUGCCACCGCACGAACGUGGGAACUCACGCCCAACCCUGGAAACAGCGCAAACUUUCCCUAUAAGUUAUUGGAACUUGAUUGCGCAGCGCAUCAUAGCGGAAAGAAUCUGUGGUCUUCAGUUGUCUCUGAUGUCUCGACUGGAGUCCAGCAGGUUAUUGCAGGUGGUUCUGACAGUAAAGUCACAGCUACCCCGCUCACUCGCGUCUUGCAAGCGGAGAAGAACCUGCGCGGUACGAUCGCUGAGUAUACUGUAAAUGACAUACUGUCAUGGGCGCAAGCGGCCGAAACAGGUCUUGACAAAACUGGACUGGUGCAACCCCCAAAAUCUUCAAAGAAAGCAGAGUUCUUUAGAAGCUACUGCUUUGUGGACGAGACCUCGUUCUUGCUUACGACAAAUUCUGGGAACGUACUAAUCGGUACAUUAUCAUCCACCAAGGUUCAUAACCAAUCAAGUCUCCUUUCAGAUUCGACUCUACUUGAUCGACUAGAAGACCUUUCUGGUUACUCCGUUUGUACGAGUGGGUCUCGUCCUGGUUUCGCUUACGUUGCUGGUGGCAGCGGCAAUAUCUAUGUUUAUAGCAAGAUUUCGGCUACCUUCACAAGCCUCUAUGCUGUUGGUAGUAAGGUCGGAGACAUAUUCGCUGCCGAGCUGGCAGAUUCUGAUGGCCCAGGUUCGACGGUUCUUCUUGUAACUCUCGUUGGUCAAGGUGAAGCGCGACUAUUAUAUGUGGAUCCUAAUUGCAGCACAAAUAUUCAGAGAGUCGUACCGAUACCCGUAGCGGACUCCUCAACCGGUUCUGUCAUCACCAGCAUGACAUAUGCGAGAGCAUCCGGUAGGGAUUUUGUUAUGGUCGGGUUCCGACGGGGAUCGAUUGCGCUGUUUAACGUCCACAACGAUGAGGAGGGUAAGCAUGAAGCUACUUUGCUAAGAGUCAUCGACAAAGCACAUGGAGGAGAAGCAGUUACCUCGCUCACAUGGCAACCCUCAUCUGAAGCUACUGGGCUUGGCCAUCUGUUCUCAGUAGGAAGGGAUGGACGUCUUUGCGUGCACCAACUUGAUUCAUCUGCGAAUAUAGUCGAAUUGGUACAUGACCUUGCGCUCCCGUUCGGGCCCAACAUCGAAGGAUUAUACGUCCAGGAUGGUCGACUCUUCAUACACGGUUUCUCAAGCAAGAAAUGGUACCUCUACGAUGUCACUAACGAAGAGGAGGUCAUGAGCAUCGACACCGGAGGAGCACAUAGGAGUUGGACCUUCCGGUCGCAUUCGUCUGUAGGAGGCACUCUCGUGUGGACACGAGCUUCUAGUAUGCACAUCUGCAGUCAGAACGGAGCAAAUCAUGCUGUUAUUCGAUCAGGGGGUCACGGGCGUGAGAUCAAGGCGGUAGCGGUUUCGCCACAAGGUGGAAGCCGAUCUCGUCAACUUAUCGCUACUGGUGCCGAGGACACCGAUAUUAAGAUCUUCCAGUAUGCUGAAAAAGAUUUCGCUUGCCGAAGGACUAUUCGCAAACACACCACAGGCAUUCAGCAUCUGCAAUGGUCGCAUGAUGGCGAGUAUUUGUUCAGCAGUGGUGGCUGUGAAGAAUGUAAGGCCUCUGCCUAG
This is a messenger RNA of Alternaria arborescens, 2640 nucleotides long. RefSeq lists its product as hypothetical. NCBI's taxonomy places the organism in Eukaryota, Fungi, Ascomycota, Dothideomycetes, Pleosporales, Pleosporaceae. Gene Ontology annotation, cellular component: cytoplasm. The transcript has 3 exons. Gene Ontology annotation, biological process: tRNA methylation. The record is from RefSeq and is a predicted model, not a curated record. Bases 1 to 2640 code for a protein of 879 amino acids. Gene Ontology annotation, molecular function: protein binding.